GCUGUUUUUAUAGUAAUUGAUUAAAUACAAAUUCGGCAAUAUGGAGACAGAAUGUCAUGGGGAUCUUGAGAAUCUAUUAAAUGGAUUUAAAAAUAAAGUGAAUCGAGCGGAAGAAGGAUUAAAGAUGAUGGAUGUUUUAUACUACUCAGUUGAUGGAAAAUACACAUUGACAGAAAUUUCAAACGAUUUGGUCGAUUUAGGUGCCAUGUGUGAAGCUAUUCGUUCGAAAAUAGAUCAAGAGAAAGAUAAAUUGGCAGAGAUUCAGAAAAAGCGAGAACGUUUAAAUGAAGUUCGUCAAAGACUGAACCAUAUGUGUUAUCAUCUUCCCGAGACCACUACACCAGUCUAUCAAAAUGCUCCAAUCAAUUUUACUGCUAUUCAGAGUACUCGUACAGUUGACAUAGAGAGCUCAAAAGUGGAAGACAAAGAAAAUCUAAAACCAGACAAAGAAAAUCUAAAACCAGACAAAAAAUCAAAAGGAGUGAAAAUUAUUCGUUCUUUACAAGAAAAUGAUUUUGAACAUAUUCCGAAACAUGUGAAAGGCCAUCUUUCUAUGGAACAAAUAAAUUCAGGAAUAGGAGAAGUAAAUCAUAUAUUGGAAAAAAAAUAUGAAUUCUUGAAGAGGCCUCGUAAAACAUUGAGCCGUGCUGAUGAGAAGAAACGGAGUAUUUAUCUCGAGAUGGGAAAAGACUUGAAGGGAACAAUCUUUGAGAUAUUUUUCAUGGAUUCUGAUGUUCAAAGUUAUGGAACUGUUCUGAAAUCACGACCCAAAUCUAAAGAAACGGUAUUCCUUGUGUUGCGACAUCUGGGAAAAAUGAAGGAAAUACGAAAAGGAAAGCCUCCAAGAUAUUGCAUUGUUGGCGGUUGAUUUACUGCAUCAAAUUUUUGUGUAUUGAAGAUUUGAAUGGAUUUCUUUAAACUGUGGAAAAGUUGCAUAUAUCGCAUCAGGGUGGAAAAAUAUUGCUCGACUUUUGAAAUAUAAAGAGAAGUCGCAUUGUUAAUAUUAGGUCUUAUUUUUUUCAAAUUAAUUUAGAAUGCCAAAUUUCCAUAGAAAUUUAGUUGCACAAUUUGAAGCCGAAUAAUUUUAAUAAAGAUAUAGAUAUAUCCUGGCAUAUAAGCUGACCUCCUGAAACAGCCCUAGACGGUAUAUUCAUAAAAAUUCACGGUGUUCCAGAAUGAGGAUAUGCGGCAAAUAUAUAGUUGGGAAUGUGAAAGUGAUGAAAUGACUUUUUGACUGUAUUUGUUAAAGGCACUCGAAUAGUCAAUUUUUGGGGCUCCCGAAGUAUGCGAACCAAGAUGGCGGACAUCGGAAUGUAAUAUGUGUACUAGGUUAGGGUUAGGCCAUAAUGUUAGGUAUAAAUACUACGGGAGGCUCUUGUCUAGUCAUCG
Molecule: messenger RNA, 1389 nt
Organism: Styela clava
Lineage: Eukaryota; Metazoa; Chordata; Ascidiacea; Stolidobranchia; Styelidae
Product: SKA complex subunit 1-like
Biological process (GO): mitotic cell cycle; regulation of microtubule polymerization or depolymerization; cell division
Cellular component (GO): mitotic spindle; outer kinetochore; spindle microtubule
Molecular function (GO): microtubule binding
Source: RefSeq, a predicted model, not a curated record